Molecule: messenger RNA, 1576 nt
Organism: Phytophthora nicotianae INRA-310
Lineage: Eukaryota; Oomycota; Peronosporomycetes; Peronosporales; Peronosporaceae
Exons: 1
Coding region: 60-1505 (481 amino acids)
Cellular component (GO): cytoplasm
Molecular function (GO): nucleotidyltransferase activity; thiosulfate-cyanide sulfurtransferase activity; URM1 activating enzyme activity
Source: RefSeq, a predicted model, not a curated record
CUACGAUCUCUAUUGUCAAAAUUGCGCUCCAGAUUUACCGACAGUGACAAAGUUCCACAAUGUCUGCUCCUGCGUGCUCCCGUUGCACGGAAUUGGAGCGUGAACUGGCGAAGCUUCGUGCGCAAAAUGCCCAGCUUCAAUCUCAGCUUACAAUGCACCGGAAACCUAAAGAAGUGGCUACAGAAGACUACGAGGACGACAAUGAGGAAAAUUCAUCGAAGACUCAGACGUACUCGCCCUUCUCGAGGGUGGAGCUGCAGCGUUAUGGACGGCAGAUGCUCGUUAAGGAAUUUGGAGUCAAGGCGCAGCUCACGCUACGUGCUGCAAGUGUCCUACUCAUUGGCGUUGGUGGACUUGGGUCGCCUGUGGCGAUGUACUUGGCAGCAAUGGGCGUGGGUACGUUGGCUAUUGUGGAUAGUGAUUACGUCGAUCGAAGCAACUUGCAUCGGCAGAUUUUGCACGAUGAAAAGGGGGCCAGAAAUCGAGAAAAGAAAGUGGAAUCGGCUAAGAGAAGGCUGCUGGAGCUUAACCCGUUGCUGAAGUGUGUGGUAUAUCCAACAAGGUUUACCGCUGUGAACGCGUUGAAACUUGUUGGAGACUACGACGUGGUUGUUGACGCCUCAGAUAAUGUUGGCACUCGCUAUCUCGUUAAUGACGCGUGUGCCCAACUUCAUAAACCGUUGGUAUCGGGUAGUGCUUUAGGACUGGAGGGCCAGGUGACGGUGUUCACGUAUGAGGAUGACUCGAACGCCACUGGAUGUUAUCGAUGUUUGUAUCCAACGCCGCCUCGGGUUGCAAUGAGUUGCGCGGAGAACGGUGUGAUUGGUGUUGUGCCUGGCGUGAUUGGAUGUCUGCAAGCUAUGGAGACGGUCAAGAUUAUCACCGGAAUCGGAGAACCUUUUGUUGGUGUACAGUGCUUUUACGAUGCGUACGACGGGCAGUUCCGGCGCCUGAAAAUCGGCAAAAAGCGGAAUCCAGACUGUCCGUCAUGCGGAGUGCAUGAUACAUAUGAAAAGCACAAAAUGAUGCCAUUACAUGCAUCAUUAUUAGUAGAAGGCAAUUGCACGGAUGAAACUACGAUCGUUGAUGAUCUCAGCCCACAGUUCCGUGUUAGCACUGAAGAAUUUGCGAACAUACGCAAGGCUGCUUUAAUGGCAAAGGAGAGAGAAGAGCAAAACACUAUGAAAAACAGCUAUGCUCUGCUGGACACACGUGCGCCCACCCAGUUCGAGAUGGUGCACUUCCCCGAGGCAGUGAACAUUCCUACCGCUCAGCUCAUGAAACAGGAUCCAACUCAAGUUAUCAAGAACCUUCAUAGCUUUCAAACGAAUAGUUCGGCGCAGCUUCCUAAACGAACUUUUGUGAUCUGUCGACGCGGUAUUGACUCGGUCAAGGUGACGCGAUGGUUGGUGGAUCAUGGAGUUCAGACCGUGUUCAACGUCAACGGAGGAUACACUGAAUACGCAAAGGAAGGCGGAGUUGACCCAGCAUUCCCCAUGUAUUAGCACACAUGUAGCAAAUCAAAGCGCAAAGCAAACCCUGAAUUUUUGAAGAAUCUAUGAUUGCUGCAUCUAAA